Capsella rubella is the source of this 2109-nucleotide messenger RNA. Its product is annotated as CBL-interacting serine/threonine-protein kinase 12. Gene Ontology annotation, molecular function: ATP binding; protein kinase activity. The transcript has a single exon. Bases 309 to 1790 code for a protein of 493 amino acids. The record is from RefSeq and is a predicted model, not a curated record. NCBI's taxonomy places the organism in Eukaryota, Viridiplantae, Streptophyta, Magnoliopsida, Brassicales, Brassicaceae. Gene Ontology annotation, biological process: protein phosphorylation; signal transduction.
AUUCCCAAAUAUAUACGGCGAUGAUAUAAACAGAGCCAAAUGCUAUUUUCAGUGAAUCCCUAAAAACAGAAGAGAGAGAGAGAGCAGCAGAAGAGAAACUAGAGAGAGAAAAACUUCUUCUUCUUCUUCUUCUUCUUUCAACAAACAUCUCCAAACAUUCAGACAAACGAGAGAGAAGAAUCCAACAGGUGAGAAAUUCGAAAUCUUUGCGAGCCCCAAACUCGCCCUGAUUCUCGAUUUCUCCACCCUUUCUCUCAGACCUUCAAAAAACCCAAAAAUCCCUAGAAAGGCUCAAGCUUUCACCUUCAAUGGCGAAUAAGAUAGUCAGAGAAACAUCUUUACCUAAAGAGAGAAGCAGCCCACAAGCUCUAAUCCUCGGAAGGUACGAAAUGGGUAAGCUUCUCGGCCAUGGAACCUUCGCAAAGGUUUAUCUCGCUCGCAACGUGAAGACAAACGAGAGCGUAGCGAUUAAAGUAAUCGAUAAGGAGAAAGUGCUCAAAGGUGGUUUAAUCGCUCACAUCAAACGCGAGAUCUCAAUUCUGCGGCGUGUUCGUCACCCAAACAUCGUUCAGCUAUUCGAAGUCAUGGCGACGAAAGCUAAGAUCUAUUUCGUGAUGGAGUAUGUUCGUGGAGGUGAGCUUUUCAAUAAAGUAGCUAAAGGUCGUCUUAAAGAAGAAGUAGCUCGCAAAUAUUUCCAGCAAUUGAUCUCAGCUGUUACCUUCUGUCACGCGAGAGGUGUUUAUCAUAGAGAUCUGAAGCCUGAGAAUCUUCUGUUGGAUGAGAAUGGUAAUCUUAAAGUCUCUGACUUUGGACUCAGUGCUGUCUCUGAUCAGAUGCGUCAAGAUGGGCUUUUUCAUACGUUUUGUGGUACCCCUGCUUAUGUUGCUCCUGAGGUUUUAGCCAGGAAAGGUUAUGAUGCUGCUAAAGUUGAUAUUUGGUCUUGUGGUGUUAUCUUGUUUGUGUUAAUGGCUGGUUAUUUGCCUUUUCAUGAUCGGAAUGUUAUGGCUAUGUAUAAGAAGAUUUACAGAGGGGAGUUUAGGUGUCCUAGAUGGUUUUCUCCGGAGCUUACGAGGUUGUUGUCUCGGCUUUUGGAGACAAAUCCGGAGAAACGGUUUACUUUCCCUGAGAUUAUGGAGAAUUCUUGGUUUAAGAAAGGGUUUAAGCAUAUUAAGUUUUAUGUGGAAGAUGAUAAGCUUUGUAAUGUUGUUGAUGAUGAUGAAUUGGAGUCUGAAUCCGUUGAAUCGGAUAGAGAUUCAGCUGUUUCUGAAUCAGAUGUGGAGUAUUUGGAGCCUAGAAGGAGAGUUGGAGGGUUGCCUAGACCAGCGAGUUUGAAUGCUUUCGAUAUUAUAUCGUUUUCGCAAGGGUUUGAUUUAUCGGGUUUGUUUGAUGAUGAUGGUGAGGGUUCUAGGUUUGUUUCUGGAGCUCCGGUAUCGAAGAUCAUAUCGAAGUUGGAAGAGAUUGCUAAAGUUGUGAGCUUUACAGUGAGGAAGAAGGAUUGUAGGGUAAGUCUCGAAGGUUCAAGACAAGGAGUGAAAGGUCCAUUGACGAUUGCAGCUGAGAUAUUCGAGUUGACACCUUCAUUGGUUGUUGUGGAAGUUAAGAAGAAGGGAGGCGAUAAAACCGAGUAUGAAGACUUUUGCAACAACGAACUGAAACCCAAGUUGCAAGGUUUGACAGCGGAUGAAGUAGUAGAGCCUGUGGCUGUUUCAGCGGUUGAUGAAACCGAAACCGCAAUCGCAGCAAUCACGAAUUCGCCGCCUGUUUGCUACUUGCCUUCUGACACUGAAUAGAAGAUGAAAAGGCCACAAAAACCAGAGAUCAUGAGGGGUAUGUUGUACAACGUUUUGGUUCCCCUUUCCUGUUGUUGUCUAAUGGGAGUUUUUGGGUUUUGUUAUCUGAGUUGGAAAAAGAAACUGCUUAGGGUUGGUGAAAGUUAGAAUCAUAUUAUGUAACACCGUUAGAGAAAUUGAGAUAUGUCUUUGUUACUAACCUUUUAGCAGUUUUUUUUUUGUAUGUAAGGGAGAAUUGUAAACAGUUUCGCAUAAUCAGAUCUUUGAUAUGUAUAAAAGACAACGAAAUGAAUAAGAGAAGUUGCUUUUUUCAUCCUUA